CAGAGAAAGAGAACGAGGAAGAGGGCAAAAGGGGGGGAGAGCCACAGCUCUGGCCCUGACCUGAAGGCUAGCAGUAUGUGGGAACUCCGCUCCAUAGCCUUCUCCAGGGCUGUACUGGCCGAGUUCCUGGCCACGCUCCUCUUUGUCUUCUUUGGCCUUGGCUCAGCCCUCCAGUGGGCGAACACCCCACCCAAUGUGCUGCAGAUCGCUGUGGCCUUUGGCUUGGGCAUCGGCACCCUGGUGCAGGCUCUGGGCCAUAUCAGCGGUGCCCACAUCAACCCUGCUGUGACUGUGGCCUGCCUGGUGGGCUGCCACGUCUCCUUCCUCCGUGCUGCCUUCUAUGUGGCUGCCCAGUUGCUGGGAGCUGUGGCAGGGGCCGCCAUACUCCAUGAGAUUACACCGGUAGAGAUCCGCGGAGACCUGGCUAUCAAUGCUCUUAACAACAAUGCAACAGCUGGCCAGGCCGUGACGGUGGAGCUCUUCCUGACCCUGCAGCUGGUGCUCUGCAUCUUUGCCUCCACUGACGAACGCCGCAGUGACAACCUGGGCAGCCCUGCCCUCUCCAUUGGUUUCUCCGUGACCCUGGGCCACCUCCUAGGGAUCUACUUCACUGGCUGCUCCAUGAAUCCUGCCCGUUCCCUGGCUCCUGCAAUUGUCACUGGCAAGUUUGAUGACCACUGGGUCUUCUGGAUCGGACCCCUGGUGGGCGCCAUCAUUGGCUCCCUCCUCUACAACUACCUGCUGUUCCCCUCGGCCAAGAGCUUGCAGGAGCGUCUGGCUGUGCUCAAGGGCCUGGAGCCGGACACUGACUGGGAGGAGCGCGAGGUGCGGCGGCGGCAGUCGGUGGAGCUACACUCCCCGCAGAGCCUCCCGCGGGGCAGCAAGGCCUGAGCGCCGCC
This is a messenger RNA of Nannospalax galili (Upper Galilee mountains blind mole rat), 899 nucleotides long. It is a transcript of the gene Aqp2, whose product is annotated as aquaporin 2. Gene Ontology annotation, biological process: transmembrane transport. Gene Ontology annotation, molecular function: water channel activity. Bases 76 to 891 code for a protein of 271 amino acids. Gene Ontology annotation, cellular component: apical plasma membrane; plasma membrane. Lineage: Eukaryota; Metazoa; Chordata; Mammalia; Rodentia; Spalacidae. The transcript is spliced from 4 exons. The record is from RefSeq and is a predicted model, not a curated record.